This is a messenger RNA of Varanus komodoensis (Komodo dragon), 1922 nucleotides long. It is a transcript of the gene INTS14, whose product is annotated as integrator complex subunit 14. Gene Ontology annotation, cellular component: integrator complex. Lineage: Eukaryota; Metazoa; Chordata; Lepidosauria; Squamata; Varanidae. Bases 227 to 1783 code for a protein of 518 amino acids. The transcript has 12 exons. The record is from RefSeq and is a predicted model, not a curated record. Gene Ontology annotation, biological process: snRNA 3'-end processing.
CGUCUGAGUCCCCGGCCCCGCUCCACGGUUCUGCUAGUCGCUGGUUGUUGCGCCCGACAGCCGAGGCUCUCCGGGGGGUCGCGACGAUUCAGGUUCGGUAGAAACGCUCGCAACCCACAGCACGUCCAAAAGAUAAAAUGCCCGCAAAGCCUGGCAGAAAGGCGAAGGCUUAAAACACGGGAAAGCAUUUUCUCCUCCCGCAUUUGACAACGAAAAAGGAGCCACCAUGCCGACUGUGGUGGUGAUGGAUGUUUCCCUCUCAAUGACUCGGCCAGUCUCCAUUGAGGGCUCCGAGGAGUAUCAGAGAAAGCAUCUAGCAGCUCAUGGCCUGACCAUGCUGUUUGAGCAUAUGGCCACAAACUACAAACUGGAAUUUACAGCCUUGGUUGUAUUUUCAUCCCUCUGGGAACUGAUGGUUCCCUUCACAAGAGACUACAAUACACUCCAGGAAGCUCUGAGUAAUAUGGAUGAUUAUGACAAAACAUGCCUGGAGUCGGCCUUGCUAGGUGUUUGUAAUAUUGUACAACAGGAGUGGGGUGCUGCCAUUCCCUGCCAGGUUGUCCUUGUCUCGGAUGGCAGCUUGGGCAUCGGCAGGGGCUCCCUCCGCCAGUCAUUAGCUACUCUCAGCCAGAGAGGUGAAAGCAGCCGCUUCCCGCUGCCUUUCCCCUUCCCCUCAAAGCUGUACAUCAUGUGCAUGGCCAAUCUGGAGGAGCUCCAGAACUCAGGUUCGUUAGACUGUCUGGAACGGCUCAUAGAUUUAAACAAUGGGGAAGGGCAGAUUUUUACUAUUGAUGGACCCCUCUGCUUGAAGAAUGUACAGUCCAUGUUUGGAAAGCUCAUCGACGUGGCUUAUACACCCUUCCACGCUGUCCUGAAAUGUGGCCACCUCUCCUCGGAUGUGCAAGCAUUUCCAAGGCCUGAACCUUUUGUUAUUGAUGAGGAAAUCGAUCCAAUCCCCAAAACAAUUAAUACAGAUUUGGAAAUAGUUGGGUUUAUCGACAUAGCGGAUAUCUCGAGCCCCCCUGUCCUCUCUCGGCACCUGGUAUUGCCCAUUGCCCUCAACAAAGAAGGUGAUGAGGUGGGCCCAGGGAUCGCUGACGACGUUGAAGAUGAGAAUUCGGCUAACCAGAUCGCGGGGAAGGUCCCCAACUUCUGUGUGUUGCUGCACGGCAGUCUGAAGGUGGAAGGCAUGGUGGCCAUUGUGCAGUUAGGUCCGGAGUGGUACGGGAUGCUGUACUCGCAAGCUGACAGCAAGAAGAAGUCCAACCUAAUGAUGUCGCUCUUCGAGCCAGGAGCAGAGCCACUCCCAUGGCUGGGGAAGAUGGCCCAGCUCGGCCCCAUCUCAGAUGCGAAAGAGAACCCAUAUGGUGAAGAUGACAACAAAAGCCCCUUUCCCUUGCAGCCCAAGAAUAAACGCAGUUAUGCACAGAAUGUAACGGUGUGGAUUAAACCAAAUGGCCUCCAGACAGAUGUACAGAAGAUACUUAGGAAUGCAAGAAAACUUCCAGAAAAAACACAGACCUUCUACAAGGAGCUGAAUCGCCUGCGGAAAGCGGCCCUGGCCUUUGGCUUUCUGGACCUGUUGAAGGGGGUGGCGGAUAUCCUCGAGAGGGAGUGCACGCUGCUCCCGGACACGGCACACCCGGACGCAGCCUUCCAGCUCACCCACGCUGCCCAGCAGCUCAAGAUGGCAAGCACGGGCACCUCAGAGUACGCCACCUACGACCACAACAUCACGCCCCUGCAGACGGACUUCUCUGGCAGCGGCACCGAGCGGAUGUGACGGCCCUCUCUGGGCCAGACCCUCCCGCGGAGAUCUGUGGGUCCGCCCUCCUCAGCAGGUGCAGUCUCUUAUUCUUGCUUUCCUUCCUUGCUCAGUGCAGGUUGGACUGGACUUUGUUAUUAAAUUUAUUACUUUUUUA